ACUUUGGGUUUCCUAAAAGACCAAGGGAGCUGCAGCUCCAUACAUACAAAUGUCCCUGGCUGUGCUCGUGAUCCGGCUUACGGUUUACCCAGAGCAAUCUCAGCAUUCGUUCCAUCUGACCUAAUUGAUACUCAACUUGACAAUCACAAUGACUGUCAAUUCGACAACCUCAGUCAACCCAGCAGAGGAAAGAUUGACCGAAAUAAAAGACCAAGGUAGCAGUUUUCCUCUCUGGCCAACGUCGAAUCAACAGUACCAGCCCGUGCAUGUACAAAGCAAAUCGUUAUGUCAAGAAGACAAGUCCGAGCCCAGACGAGACGACUCCGAGAGUCACCAGGGACUGGCAGAUGCAGCGAGGAAAGUGCUGCAACACAUUGGUGAAGAUCCUGAUCGGGAAGGGCUGGUCAAGACCCCCGACCGAUACGCCAAAGCUCUUCUCUUCUUCACCAAGGGGUAUUCCGAGGAUGUCAACGAGGUGGCCAACGAUGCCGUGUUUGAGGUGGACCACCAUGAUCUGGUUCUCGUCAAGGAUAUCGACAUCUUCAGCAUGUGUGAGCAUCACAUGGUGCCAUUUAUGGGAAAGAUCCACAUUGGAUAUAUCCCCAAUGGCCGUGUUCUGGGACUGUCCAAACUGGCACGGAUUGCAGAAGUCUUCGCACGCCGAUUGCAAGUUCAGGAGCGUCUCACGCAGCAGGUGGCCGAUGCGAUUGAACAGGUGCUCCAACCAAAGGGGGUGGCAGUCGUCGUCGAAUGCACCCACAUGUGUAUGGUGAUGAGGGGAGUCCAAAAGACGGGGGCAAUGACCAUCACGUACAGCAUGACUGGAGUGUUACAGGAUGACCACAAGGCAAGAGAGCAGUUCUACACAUUACUCAGAUUGGGUCAAAGAUAGUUUUCGCU
Messenger RNA from Aspergillus wentii DTO 134E9, 900 nucleotides. Its product is annotated as GTP cyclohydrolase I. Lineage: Eukaryota; Fungi; Ascomycota; Eurotiomycetes; Eurotiales; Aspergillaceae. The transcript is spliced from 2 exons. Gene Ontology annotation, cellular component: cytoplasm. The record is from RefSeq and is a predicted model, not a curated record. Gene Ontology annotation, biological process: tetrahydrobiopterin biosynthetic process; tetrahydrofolate biosynthetic process. Gene Ontology annotation, molecular function: zinc ion binding; GTP binding; GTP cyclohydrolase I activity. The coding region runs from base 149 to 892 and encodes 247 amino acids.